This is a messenger RNA of Stegastes partitus (bicolor damselfish), 1971 nucleotides long. RefSeq names its product zDHHC palmitoyltransferase 16a (gene zdhhc16a). The transcript is spliced from 11 exons. NCBI's taxonomy places the organism in Eukaryota, Metazoa, Chordata, Actinopteri, Pomacentridae. Bases 89 to 1426 code for a protein of 445 amino acids. Gene Ontology annotation, molecular function: palmitoyltransferase activity. The record is from RefSeq and is a predicted model, not a curated record.
CACGUGAAGGUACACUUGUAGAGGAAUAACUGUGUGUAUCGUUUCCUGACUCUGUUUACCACAAUGCAUUUCGGCGGUGUUGUCGCGCAUGCGUGCUAACUGUAGGUCAGGAUUCAGAUCAGUUAACUGUCAGUCACAGGUCUCGAUCUCGCUACCCUUGGCAAAUACAUGGCUAUUAUCCCGUUUUUUGCUCUCCUUUCGAAAAUGUCGACGGGAGGAAUGGUCUCUGCGAAUUUCUUGUCUUCAUAGAGCAGUGCGUGCAUACUGCAGAUGCAGGAUGCGGUGGUGUCCCAGCUCUGUGCUCCACCUGCUGCGCUGUGUGCGGCUACGGUUGUGCACCAGGCGGGGAAGGAACAGACUGCCUUUGUGGAUUAGGGAAAAAUGGGCUUACAUGAAGCUGCUGGUGCAGUCACUUUACUUUAACUCUCUCACAGACUCAGAUGUGGUUUUUGACUCAGUCUUUGAGCCUGUUUUUUGGACCGUGGAUUAUAUCACCCGCUGGUUUGGCUUGGUGUUUGUUUGUCUGGUGGUGAUACUGGUCAGCUCCAUCUUGAUGAUCGCCUAUAUGGUCCUGCUGCCUCUGGUCCUCAACACUUACUCCCCUCCAUGGAUCGCUUGGCAUAUUUGUUAUGGACACUGGAACCUUGUCAUGAUUGCUUUCCAUUACUACAAAGCUGCCAAGACUUCCCCUGGGUUUCCCCCUACAGAAAAAAACGACAGUCCAUUUGUGUCAGUCUGCAAAAAGUGCAUCAUGCCUAAACCAGCGAGAACACACCACUGUGGUAUCUGUAACAGGUGUAUUCUGAAGAUGGACCAUCAUUGUCCCUGGUUGAACAACUGCGUGGGCCAUUUCAACCACCGUUACUUCUUCUCCUUCUGUCUCUUCCUGACCCUGGGCUGUGUCUACUGUAGUAUCAGUGGCAGAAACCUGUUCCUAGAUGCUUACAAUGCUCUCGAGCGCUUUAAGCAUUUGGAUAUGGAAAAGCCGGGGAUACCAGUAACAGGGAUGGGAAUACUUAUAGGGCUUCUCCCUCCUGGCCAGACCAACUAUCAGACAUCUGCACCUUCGUACACCUUUAAGGAAAAGAUGAUUAAUAAGAGCAUCAUCUACAUGUGGGUGCUCACCAGCACAGUGGGAGUGGCUCUGGGAGCUUUAACCAUUUGGCAUGCAGUUCUCAUAUCCAGAGGGGAAACCAGCAUUGAAAGACACAUUAACAGCAAAGAAAGGAAGCGAAUGGCCAAACGGGGAAAGGUGUACAGAAACCCGUUUAACUAUGGCAGGCUGAAUAACUUGAAAAUCUUCUUUGGUGUGGAGAAAAGAAGUCACUGGGUGACUCGUGUUCUCCUCCCCUCGGGACACGCCCCACAUGGCGACGGUUUGACGUGGGACGUCUUCCCAGUUAAAAAGGACCCAAUACCUGUAUGACAGACUCUGCUUAGGCAUGCUUGUUGCCUAAUUUGUCACUCUUUGCUUCGUCAACCCAUUUUAUCAGGUUGGCUGAAAGAACUCUUGCUUUGUGGCUCCAAAAAAACUGAACACUUGGACUAAUGUCAACCUCCAGUACCUCAAACACUCGCUGUGGCAUCGCUCAAGGUCCCACAGUCUACAUUUUUCAGCAAGGCAAUGCAUCAUGAAUGGUUUGUUCUCUACUGGGUUUACUUUUUCCUGCAUCCUUUUUUUUUUUUUUUACUUCACUCUGAGCGUUGUGCUAUCAUGGGUUUGAUAUUUUUAUACGCCACAUAUACUGACUGAACUGUCUUUGUUCUGCCAAUGCUUUUUUUUUUUUAAUUCAGAAAACAAAAACAAACAAACCCAGUGGUUCAUCUCAGCGCCUCCCCCUCCUUAUCCCAUUUCCACACGACUGUCCAAUAUUAUCAUUUGAUUCAAACAUUCAUUCAUGAUAAUGUUAUUUAUCUGUGUUUUGUACCUAUUAAGUUAAUAAAUCUUUCUAACUUGCUUUAUUUAAAUAA